GGAGGUCGUUAAACUCGCGCGAUGUGAAACCCAGGGACCCUCGCUGCAAAGGUUUCCGGGCCCUUUCCUAGGGAAACGUCACGAGAAGGGGAGGCGGCCCUCCUGUUGAAGGUGAUUCUGGCUGUUGAACUCUCAUCAGAUGUGUUCCUUGUAAAGUCACUGAGCUCUGUUGGCACUGCCAGAAAGCUAUCAAGGUUUGCACUUGAGGAAGCAAGACAGAGAGAAAGAGUAGGCUUAUCUAGACUUGUGGCCAAAGUCAGAAGAUUAGAAGCCCAGGAGCCGUGAUACUGCAAUAAAAAUUAAAGGUGCAACCAUGCCAAAGAAGACACGCAAGCGAGUUGUGCUGACUGAAGAAGAGCGAGUGCUCAUGAUGCAACAGAAGCUUCUGGCUGAAGAAGAGCUCAAUAAGAAAAAGGAGGACAUGUUGGCCCAAUUUCUUAAGGAUAAGCUGGCUAAAGAGGAGCGUAACAGCGUUCUGAACAUGAACAAGAUCACACUCCAGUGGCGCACAGUGCUCCGUGAAGUCAAGGCUAGGGAGCUGCGCAAGGACAUCGAGAUCCUGAGCCAGACCUUUGAACGAGUCGUGGACUGCAAGGAUAGCGUCAUUAAGUCCCUUGCCAAGGAUCUUGAUGAAGCAGAGGCGCAAUACACACACGCUCUGCGUAGCCAUUUGCACAACAUAGAUGAGCUGUUGCAGCUUCAGUGCUGCCGCCUGGGCUAUCUAGAGGAGGAUUACAACGCCGAGCUAGAGGCACUGCAGAAGGAGUUUGACACAGAGAGGAGGAAGAUUAUUGAGUAUCACGAGCAGGAGAUCCGUUACCUUCAGGACGUGCUGCUGGCUAUGGAACAAAACUUUGGGGAGAGCGAAUACGAGGCCAAGCUUGACUUCCAGAGCACAAGAGAUGACAUCAAGAACAAGAACUUGGAAGAGAAGCAUUAUCUGCGCAUGCAGUUAGAGGGUAAAGUGGAGGAGCUGUGGAAACGCUUCCAACAGGCCUUGCGUAACUACACUGAGGCGACAGAGGACCGUAAGAUCGCUUUUGAAGCCCUCAAACUAAAGGAUGAGAAGAGCACAAAGGAAAUAGAGAUGCAGAUGAAAAAAUUGCAGAAGAUGCAAGACCUCAUCCUCUCGCUGAAGAAUAAGAUUGCAGCUCAUGUGCGGGAGAGCGAAGAACAAAACCGGCGGAUCCGUGAUGAGAAGGAGGUGGUGUUGAAGCAGCUACAGAUGCUCAAGAGUGAGAUGAACCAGGCAAGAGCCAAGGCCCGCAGCAAUCUUGCAAAGCUCACCGUGGAGAGUUGUGCUACUCUCAAAGUGCUGCAGCGUGUGGUGCAGAAGGGAGAGCUGAUCCUACGCCUGGCUGAGAUGUGCCGCAAAUUGGAGUCUGAAGAGGAGAAGGUGUUGCCUUUUUAUGCCUGUUCCCUGGGCUGGGAGGAACAGAAGACUGUAGAUCAGGUGGCCCUGGAGAAACCAAUUGAGCCACUAGCUCAGAUGAUGGACGAUUACGUGGGACUGGAACGCUUCUGGCAAAGGUACAAUAAGGUGAGGCUGGAGCAGCUCUCGCUGCAGCGCACAAAAGCGGCACUGGCCGAGGACAACCGAAAGCUGCGGCACCUGCUCAAGCAAUACCUGGAUGGCAUCUCCGUGAAUGAUGAAGUUCUAAGCCAGAUCAACCCACUAAUGAUCGUCAACCAGCAUAAUGUUGCGCCCCCUCUGCCUCACACGGUGCCCGUCACUGAAGCCCGGGUCAAGCGGCCCGUCUAUAACAUAGUAGAAGCAGCACACGAGGUCAAGCAUAUCCUCUGAGCUACUCACAGGGGAUUUUCAUUCUUCUGUCCCCAUGGCAGGCCCCUAGGAGUUAGGAAAAGCCAAGCAAUUCAUGUUUGGGGAUCUCUUGUGGACAGAUAUUCUCUUAGAAAAUGGCUAUUAAAAAGUCAAACAUAGCUGAACGAUGCAUCUUAAGAGCUUUCCUCUCACAGGAAGGCCAGCAGGCCGACAGAGAUUGGGCCCCAAAUAGCAAAAAAUAGGGCUGGAAAGGACCGAAAAGGGGCCCAAAAUGGUCAGGAUCGGGCUGCUGCUGAGCGGGAGAGUGAUCCACCACCCGUCAGAGGCCCGAUCUUGGCUGUUCCGGCCCCAAUCCAGGCUGAAAUGGGCCUAAAUGGCCGAGAGUCAGGUGGGCGGGUCCACCUGACAUGCGACAUCUUUGGGGAAGUGCCGGAACUGCGUUCCUGCAUGUUUCUCCUCAAAAUGAGCCCUGGGCCUAAAUCCAUCCUACAGCAUUCAGUAUGUGUGAAU
This is a messenger RNA of Eublepharis macularius, 2293 nucleotides long. RefSeq names its product coiled-coil domain containing 65 (gene CCDC65). Gene Ontology annotation, cellular component: axoneme; axonemal dynein complex. The record is from RefSeq and is a predicted model, not a curated record. Lineage: Eukaryota; Metazoa; Chordata; Lepidosauria; Squamata; Eublepharidae. The transcript is spliced from 10 exons. Gene Ontology annotation, biological process: cilium-dependent cell motility; regulation of cilium movement; axonemal dynein complex assembly. Bases 314 to 1804 code for a protein of 496 amino acids.